UGCUAGAAUAAUCCUUGGAUUGCUUCCCAGUACUGCCCAGUACGUCCUUUCCCACCGUUUUUCCCGGUACCAAGGUUAGAUCAACAGGGCUGCAGUUUCCUGGAAAGCCCAAGUGGGAUACAGCCGGAGAGAGUCCAGCCCGCACAGACCUCCUGGGGCUUCCAGGACCUUGGGUAGAUGACUGAAGGAGGUUCCUGCUGGGAACCCCAUCCAGCCUCACGGAUAUGGAACUGGCCCAAGCGGUGCCCAGUGAUCCCAGGUGGAAAAUCCCUGUCCCUCCCCGGCCGGGCACAGUUGGACACACAGAUAAGCCGCUGGCACCGCGGGAGGACGGGCGGCUGGAGGUCACUGGGAACAGUUAAAAGCAGCGAGGACGCCCGGGGAGACCAAUUCCCGCAGGAUUCCGCCGUCCCGAGCGGAUCAGUGCGCCCUGACAGGAUGCUGGGCCUGGCUUUGGCCAUGGGGGUCCUACUGGCCCUGCUGGGCUGCACGGCCACGGAGCACUGCGGUGAGUGGGAGAGGGUGGAGACUCGGGAGAGCCCGUGGAUGGGCCGGGGGAUCCCGGUGACCUUCCCUCUCCUUCCAGCGGCCCCGCAGGACCUGGUCUGCCGGUUGCUCCAGAGCAUGGAGGGCUCCAUCAAGCCCGGAGAGGUGCCGAAUCCCAGCAUCCUGCUGGCCAUGAGCCUGCUUGGGGUGGACACCCAGAGUCCCAACUACAAGUUGCUGCUCCAGGAGAUCAAGGAGGAGGUGGUGACGAGAGCCCAGAAAGGUAGGGAAGGGAAUGAGGGAGGGCCCCUGGUCCCGGGGGAUCAGAUUCCUUAGGUUUGGCACUGCCGGCUCCCGGGGGGACAGGUCCCAUCCCACCACGCUCCCGGUGUCCUCUUGUCCCCACAGCCAUGACCUCAGGACAGGUGGC
This is a messenger RNA of Lepidothrix coronata (blue-crowned manakin), 916 nucleotides long. RefSeq lists its product as uncharacterized. Bases 178 to 822 code for a protein of 214 amino acids. The record is from RefSeq and is a predicted model, not a curated record. Lineage: Eukaryota; Metazoa; Chordata; Aves; Passeriformes; Pipridae. The transcript has a single exon.